AAAAUAAUGAGAAGCUGACGGCCACAAAGUUUGUGGAGAAAAUGGUAUUUAUAUUAUGAUUAUUUACGAUUCCAAUUACGUUAAUGUUGGAUUUGAAUGAUGUUACCCCUUUCGCGUAUUAUCCAGGAAUAUUUGGGAAAGUAUAUUAGUGCAGCACUCGUGGUAAUAGUGUUUGGUAUUUGUGCCGUAAACUGUUGGGAAAGAGGAGUGACAGAUAUUGCUUUAGGAUAUAAUGUGACUUAUUCUGACGUUGCCAGUGAGGGUUAUUCAACAGUUGUAUUGGAUGGUUUAGAACUUAUUAACAGUAAUGUAUCGGGGUUUCACAUCACAAUGGCAGAAGAUGACUGUACUAUAAGAUUUGAAAUAUGGGAUAAAAUAUCCAACUCUAACUACAGAUUAUGGAAAUAUAAGGAGUUUCGAGCUAACAAGGGUUACCAUGAGGUGGAACUAUUAGAGCAGGAGAAGUUUUCUGUAACAGCCAAUCAAAAAUUAGGAUUCAGCAGUUUGAAAGCAUCUUCGACAUGUGUGGGCUAUCUGUAUGUUCGAGAUAAAAGACGAUCACAGACCAUGUUUUAUUCCUUCAAGACGAAACCUAGACCAGCAGUAGGACAAACUUAUUACUUUGAUCCUUAUCAGACCACGUUCUUAUUUCCAAUAGGAAUUAUAGUCAAAAAUCCUAAUAUAACCAGCACGACGACAUCGACAACGACAACAACUACAACAACAAGACGACCGGAUGCUACAAUAUCACCAUAUACACUCGGCAGAUUUAUUGGUUAUAACUACACAACAGAUUUGAUGAGCAAUACAGGUCCAGCUGCCAUUGUUCACCAUGGACUGAAGCUUGAAGACGGAACCGUUAUUGGUUUUAGAUUCCGAAAUGCACAAUUAAAUUGUCGGAUCAGACUACAGAUAUGGAGAAAAGUAGAAGUGACAGAAAAAUAUUAUAAUUAUACAUUAAUUUAUGAAAAGAUUUAUACAGGAGAACGAACUGGUCUCAUACACCUACGGUUACAACCAAGUGAUUACUUCAAAAUAAGAGCAUCUGAUAGUCUUGGAUUUACUACGGAAAACCAGAAUUAUAGUUGUGUACCGUAUUAUUAUGUUCAAGAUGUGCUUCGAUCACAAAGCAUUAAAAAGGUAUAUCCCAACAGAAACUAUGCUCGUCUGUUUGACACUGUCAGCUUUCCACCAUUUCAAACGACCAUGUUAUUUGCUAUUGAAGUAGAAUUACUAGUAUUGUCACAAACUGGUGAAACUGGACCUCGUGGUUUUCAAGGAAUUGCUGGAGAGUUUGGAGCUAGAGGAAGUAGGGGUGAUGUAGGUUUACGGGGUGAAAAGGGGACGCAGGGAGAUUUGGGAGACCGUGGUGAAAAUGGAGAUGGUGGCGAUAAAGGUCCACAGGGAAAUACUGGCCCGGUUGGUCCAGCGGGACCCAGAGGAUCCGAUGGAACGAUCGGACAGGAAGGGGCGCGUGGGAACACAGGCCCAAUCGGAGAUCGUGGAUUGAUAGGGGAUAGGGGCAUUGUUGGAGAUCGUGGAGAUUAUGGAGAAAAGGGUCCCCCAGGAGAAACUGGAAUUACGGGUUUAACUGGUGACGCACAGAGGGGAACACCAGGGGAAACUGGCAUAGUUGGACCAAUCGGAUCAACAGGAUUGCAAGGCUUGAGUGGUGAAAUUGGUUCAGAUGGAGGGGAUGGUGGACCAGGACCUGUUGGUGUUGAUGGUGUGUAUGGACCCAAGGGACCCAUGUGGUCACCAUUAACGGUGGAUUUUUGCUCUAAGUCAGGAUUGAAAUGUGAACAUCACUGUUUAGAUACUCCCCUUGGUGCUAAAUGUGGCUGUAAACCUGGUUAUUUGGUGUCAGAAGAUACGAGAUGUUUAGAAAUCAACGAAUGUCAUAUAGAAAAUGGUAACUGUCAAUAUGAUUGUGUUAAUACACCUGGAAGUUAUCAUUGUGACUGUCCCCUAGGAUUGAGACUCUCUAAUGAUAGUCAUAAAUGUGAUGAUUAUGAUGAAUGUUCUGGUGGUAAAACAUCCUGUAAAGUUAGUCAAUUGUGUAUCAAUUUAUGGAAUGGUUAUUAUUGUGCUGGACCGUUUGAGAAAACAUCAAGUACUUCGACAGGUGGUUCUGCCUCUGCUCAGACGGGAGGUGAUAAUGUCAACUUAGUCACCAGAGCAGUUGUGAUUGGGUUGUUACUGUGGUUAAUUAUUAUAACUAUUUUAACUAUCAUGGCCCUUAUAUUAAUGAUACCAGAAUGUCGUGAAUGCUGUGCUGGUAAACCAAAUUAUCCACCACCGGCGGCUUCGAGAAGGCCACAGUUCUAUUAUCCCGCCUUUUUCCCACGUGUUAGUUUGGACAGGCGUCCCAGUGCCGACAGAAUGGAUAUCUUAGAAGCUAGACAGUCGCGAAGUGAACAACAUUUGGACAGACAUGACAAUGAUGGAAUAAUUAAUGAAGCACAUAUUCACGAUGCUAACCCAAGAAGUGAAUUCUAAUAAAGUAAAUAUACCAUU
Messenger RNA from Patella vulgata (common limpet), 2517 nucleotides. RefSeq lists its product as uncharacterized. The coding region runs from base 97 to 2499 and encodes 800 amino acids. Lineage: Eukaryota; Metazoa; Mollusca; Gastropoda; Patellidae. The record is from RefSeq and is a predicted model, not a curated record. The transcript is spliced from 13 exons. Gene Ontology annotation, molecular function: calcium ion binding.